UUUGCGCGUAAAAGUUACCAGCUUAUCUACCUUAAGGCGGUACCGCGCUUGUAUUGUACAUGGAAGUCUUCAUAAAGAAAUACACUGCCUUUAUUUAUCUGGUUUUUUUUCAGUUUCUGGACAUAGCUGAACUUUAGAGUUUUGCAUGAGCGAAAAAAUUGGGUCCUGGUUUUCUAAACUGUAAUUAUCUAUCACAAGUUGAUGCCCAUAGCUCUCUGUCCGCGAGAUUAAAAAUACAGUGAAACAGCCAAAGACUCAAUCUCGAUCCCAGGGUCUUUCGCGCCAGUCACACCCAGAGAGCAAAAAAGUAGCCCAAGUAAUGAUAUUGUAUCUUUUUUACAUUUUUCUUAAUUUUUAACUUUAUCCCACAAUCCUCUUCCUCAGGGCUCUUAGCUGACGACGAAGACCCUGCUGUCCUCAAAUAUGCAAUUUGAUUGGUUGCAUAUAUUUUUCUCCCAAGGACAGGAACUUUAAUAUCUUGAAAACUCACCCUAAAGACGUGGACGUUUUUCAAAUUUUUUUCGUGCAAAGCAUCUGAAUUUUGACAAUUGAUAACGAGUGAUUAUUGCAUUAACUUUUUUUCUAUGACGUCACGUGUUGCUACGACAACAGGUAAACAUAAAUUUGGAGUCUAUUCUAAGAAAUAUUUUGCUGUCAAAUUGCGAAGCUUGGUAAUCGUCUGUCCUUGGUAAGAAUCGGACACCUAAACAGCUGCGAAACUUUUUUAAUAUUAAUUACACCCACACUGCUUUGGACCCACCAUGCCCAGUGGUAAAUAAUAUGGCUUGUUAAUCGUUUCUAAGAGGAUUAUUUAUCCGGUUUGAGCCUUUUAGACACGUUAUGAAGUAUAGCCAACCAAAAUUGUCAAAAGUACGUUCGAAAAAAUGGGAAAAUUAUGAUCCCUCAAGCGGGUAAUAAAACAAUGCUAAUGAAAUUUUCCAGUGCCUCAAUCGACUUUCAUGUAGGCCAUUAAACUCAAAAUUAACUUCUAGUUUCGUAAACCUCUUUUCACUUGACACGUGCUACUAUGAUAAAAAAAUUACUAGCAUCUGAUAGUAAAGUAAUUUUUGAAUAGCCUUCAGAUGAAUAAUCUUAAUUGAUCUGGUUGUGACCGAUUAAAAAAUCACAAUUCCUAUUUAUUAUUUCUUUCACCUAGCCGUUACUGACAAGUAUUAACGCUAUACAAAAGAGUUGUUGAAAAAAGCAUCAUGAACGAUAAUAAAUUGUAAAAAAGAAUUUUGCAUCACUAUGCGUUGUUUUACGUACGUAUCAUAGUUGUUUACUUACCUAGGACAAAAGAGAAAAUGCUACUGGUGUCUUGUUAAAAGGCUGCUAUACAAAAUGGAAUGUUGUCUUCAUGAACAGAUUAUGUGAAUACUCUUCGUUGAAACAGAUUCGAAAUGAUUGAGAUGGAUAAUCCACAAAACGAGUACGAUGACGAUUUUCUAAGCAAAGUGGAUAAUACUUGGAUGAUGAACGAGGCUGAAGAAUGGAAUAUGUUACAAAACUCGGCAAAGAAUUUGUCUGAGAUGAUCGAAAAGUUAGAGAGAAAAGUUGAAAACAACUUUCAAAGUUUAACUGAGAAAAUUAUUGGCAUAGAAAAGGAAGACCUUGACAAAACUGAAAAACUGCUGCAAAACUUCAAAACUCGUUGGAUGACAAAAUGUAAAGAAACGGAAAAUCUUCGUAUUUCGUUAAAACGAGCAACGCACGAAAGUACAAGAGUAAACGACGAGUAUCACGAGAUGGAAACGUCCAUAACGAAAAUGCGACAACAAUUCGGUAAAGCUAUUGAUUCAAGUGUGACGGAAAUGGAAGAAUUGACGAUAUGUAACAAUGCUUUGUCAGAGACGAUACAAGAACUGGAAUCAAAAAUUAUCAGAGGAGAGAAAGCUUUCAAGCAAAAUGCUAAAGACAAUUUGGACUCGCUUAGACAAAUCAUAACAAUAGCGGAAAACGACGACGUAAACAUGAGAACGUUACGAACGAGACUGAAGAAAGAAGCCGACAAAAUCGACCGAAUGAUUGUCGUUGAGGAUUUGUUUUCGGGUGAUAAAACGCAAACAAACAGCAACUUAGCGGAAAAAAGUCAAAAAAUGGUCGAUGCGAUUUCUCAAGGACUUGUCGAAACUUUAAAACAAGAACUUCGCGAAAGUCGCAAUAUUGCUGAAAACCAACGGCGCCGGAUAAAAGAUUUAGAACGAGAAAAGGAAGAAUUUUUAGAAAACCAGCUCGCGUUAAAAAACGACGGGGUUGAUGAAAUGAACGAGCUACUUGGAUAUCUUCGUAAAAGUGUUCUACAACGUUCUCCAGACGGCAACGAUGACGACAAGUCAGAUUUCAACAUUGUCAAACGAAACUUUAACACGAUGAAGAAUCUUAUCAACAGUAUGAAAGAUGGCCUCGAUAAGUCAUACAAAAAGGUAGCUAGCAAAUCGAGUGAAAUUAUUGAUUUAAAUGAUAACAUAAAAGAUCGGGAUGAUCAAGUCAGACAAUACAUCACUCAAGUCGAAACUCUGGAGAGCGAGAAAAGUCGCUGGAAGUUAAAAUUAGAACAGAGCGAAACUCAGUACCAACUUGCCACAAACGAGUUGCACACGGUACAGGAACGAUUAAAAACACUCGAGGAAGAACGGAAAAUAUUGUUAGAAGAAACACAAGAAUUAAAAGGCGGAAAAGAGAAUAUUCAAACAGUUUGCAGUAGUCUAAGCGGAGAAAACGAAAAUUUGGUACAGCGAGUCAAAACUAUGCAAACGGAGAGAGACAAAGUGUUUACAGAUUUGCACGAACAAAUUCAAAAACUUAACCAAUAUUCGAUCGAAAACAAUGAACUCGAAAACAAAUGUGGAAAUCUCGAACUUGCUAUAUCAAAACUACGGCGAGAAUAUCAAGACCAAACGCGAGAAAUGAAUAUAUUAACGCGGGAGAACGACGAACGAAAGACUUCGUUGCAAGAUGUAGAACAAGAAAAAAUAAAACUGAAACGAACUGUAAAAUCGGUUGAAACGAGAAAUAAAGAUCUCGAAGAUCAAAUGUUUCAACUUACAAAUGAAAAACAGAAGUUAACAAGCGAACUAGAAAAAGUAAAAAAAACAUACGAAAGUCACGAAGAAACUUGUAACGAACUAAUAAAGAAGCUAGAAACUAGUCGCGAAGAGCGCGGGAAAAUUGAAGAAAAAAUAAGAAGCGUUGAAAAAGAGAAAAAGGAUGUUGAAGAGAAAAACAAAGAGCUCGCCUCAUCGCUACAACAGGACGAAGAAUUAAGAAAGAAACACAAACUUUUAUUAUCUUCCUACGAAAAACUUCUGAUCAAAAUACUCCAUCAAAGAAAAGAAAUGCUAGAACUUCUAAACUUAAAUAAAACAAGCGAAUUCAAAGACGUAUCCUUACAGGUAAGCUCCACUCAAAGCGUAGACUAUAAAGACAUAUCACAGAUUGAAAAAAGUAUUAAAUCAACGGUAGACGAAACAGAUAGUACAUUUGAAGGAGUAACAACCGCGUUCAGACGCGCAACAACUGAUGUGAAGCUUUAUCAAAACUUUUUCACCGAGUUGACCAACUACAUGAAAAACUUUGAUGAUCCUGAUUCGUGUUAUAGUACAGAAAACGAUAUUUCUGAGCCAGUCUUGUUUGUACCCGGUCGUGACGUCAGCGACGGUAAACGCGGAUUAAGCGCUCUAAAAACAACACCUAAAUCUGACCCUGAGCUGCUUCCGAAGCUUAUGAAUAAAAUACGGAACUGUAUGCAACAAGGGAAUCCGGACUCCAACCGCGAGAUUUUAGAAUUAAAACGCAAGCUAAAUAUUUCGAAUAAAAGGGUUCGUCAGUUGACUACAAAAUUAAAAAGUCGGAAAACCUUAGAAGCAAGUAUGAGAAAUAAAAUCUCUCACAUGAGAAAAGAAUUAAAAGUUUUCAAGGAAUCUCACAAAAGUUAUCAUGAGAACAUAAAAAAUACACCAUCCUCUCUACAGCACACUCCUUCUAAAGAACAAACACCUUUCGUUUCAGUUGAAAUAGAAGAUGUAAUUUUUAAGUUAAAAGCAAUAGAGGAGGAGUUGAAAACAGUUAGAAAUACUUUAAAUGAAUGUACGGAUGAAAAUUGUAAGAACAUGGUCGGAGAAGGAUUAGAAGUUGUUGACACAAAAUUAACCGAACUCUCUAAUCAACUCGCCGCGUCGAGUAAUAUUCGAUUAGUGUACAGCGAAAGCGCUGCAGAGCCUGACGACUUAAACGAAAGAUUUGGAAUUUUACAAGACCAGCGACAUUACAUGCUAGAACAUUUAACGUUCACUAACAAGAGAUUAGAGGUAUUAUUAAACUGUUUAAAAGGUAAAAACGAUGUUGAUAAAAAUAACAACAAUUUACACGAAGCGACCAUCCACGAACCAGUGUUUACAAAGCGAGUGUUAAAACGAGUCCGAGAUUCGUUUAAAUCCGACCAAGCCGUUAUGAAAAAGGCUUGUAGCAUAUUGGAACUAACUAAAGCUAUUAGUAUUACUGAUUUAUCCGAACUAGCCGAAAGUAAAGCGAUAAACGAAGAGCAACGAGAAAUGAUCGUGUUAGUGAAAGAUAUGAACGAGAACAUGGAGUCCGUUUUACGAGAGGCUCGUUCAAAUCUAACUGGGCCCAAGGUAGACAAGGUAAUGAACCAGCCACAAAAAGGUGCGCCUCAGACCGAGAUUGCAUCCAGUGAGACAAGUAAACAAGGAGAUAAAGAAAAUGAGUUAAUACCGAAGUCUGAGCUUCUUCAAAAAGAAAAUGAAAUGAAAGCGAGUUUAGAGAAGGCUCGAAAGAAAGUUGAAAAUCUAUCGCAGUUUUUGAAACAGAGAGAAGAACAGAUUAAAGAACGGGACGAGCUGAUCGCUAAAUUGAAUAAGGAGUAUGAAGAACUGAAAUCUAAAACUAUUGAUCAAAACGAUAUUAACAUCGCUACGCGCGACCGCAUGAUCAAGGCGUACGCAAACGCCAAAAAGAGGCUAGAAAAAGAGAACGAAUAUUUACAGUUGGUAGUGAAAGAAGUUCGGGAAGAGUUACUGAAUUUUCAAAAAACUUACAAGAAAGAAGAGGAAACGCAACAACACUUGCAAGAAUUUGUAAACGAACUUCAAAUUUGCAAGUCAUCGUUGGAACAGAGUCUUGACAGGAUGGCAUACGAACUAAAUAUUGUGAAACGUGAUCGAGACCAUCUCAUGAAAAUCGUCCACUCUAUGGGUAUACAAAACAAUUAUCAUAAUCACUCAUGGUACGGCGAAACUAUACCUAUGAAUCCUGGUAUGUAUAACGGUUACCAUGGUGAUCAGUAUUGUCCAGAGUGUAAUCUGUGCGCUUUUCAAGAUUUCUCAGCAAGUACGACACUUCCUUUUUCUGAAGAUGAAUGGGAUUGUACGGGUUCUUGUGAUGGAUUUGAAUCUUUACCCUCCGAUGGAGAACAAGCCGAUGUUGUAUCGUCAUCAGAAUCACAAACAUCAUCAAGGGUGGCAAAAACUAUCAAAACCGAAGAAGCAGCUGAGACAAUCAAGGCAAAAAAUCGUCCUGACAGAUACGCGAGGAAAGAAAAAUCUUCAGGAAAUCCACUGCUUUCUCCAAAGUUGUCCCGCAGUCGAUCCAAAACUUCUCCUUCCGCUGAUGUUUAUGACAACAUAUCUAUGGCUAGCACUAUCAAUUCCGCAAGAUCAGGUCGUGUCCAAGGUCGGCGGGAGCAGCUUUUGCAGGGAAACGGUCCUGGAAAUAACCCUGGCAUAAUAGUUAGCAGCCGACGAUCAUCACAGGAAUCUAGUGUCUCUUCAAACAAUUCACGUAACCGAUCAUCACCGGACGUACGACAUCGGAACUCUUUCCCACAUAAUAACAAUUCGGGUCAUCCGAACCAACUUUUAAAAAAUCCGGUAGUAGAUAUUGACAGCGCUGUAGAAAUGGCGGCAACGUCACAACAGCAAUAUUAUGAGGACCGGAACAUGACCCCGAUCAGUCCAAGAAAUCAGCUUGUUUCGCCGUUUUUAAAGACAAAUUACGACGUGAAAAAGCGAAAGAAGAAGUUUCUGGCUUUUGGUAAAAAAUAAUAACGCCUUGUGACUGUGAAUUGAUAUCGCUUUUACGCGUUUGUUUUCUAGUCAACGUUUAAGCAAUCAUAUUAUCUCCAACAGAAGACACGAUAUAAACACGAUACCAACACGAUAUAGAUUAUACCUAUUUCUAACUUAUUUAUUUAAUUAAUUUAUUUGUACAUCAAAAAUGUAAAAACUGUUUAUAAAAGAAAUGUUAUUACUCUUCAUA
Messenger RNA from Hydractinia symbiolongicarpus, 6273 nucleotides. Its product is annotated as myosin heavy chain, skeletal muscle-like. The transcript is spliced from 4 exons. NCBI's taxonomy places the organism in Eukaryota, Metazoa, Cnidaria, Hydrozoa, Anthoathecata, Hydractiniidae. The record is from RefSeq and is a predicted model, not a curated record. Bases 1401 to 6059 code for a protein of 1552 amino acids.